Messenger RNA from Poecilia reticulata (guppy), 2264 nucleotides. It is a transcript of the gene ndufb2, whose product is annotated as NADH:ubiquinone oxidoreductase subunit B2. Gene Ontology annotation, cellular component: mitochondrial inner membrane; respiratory chain complex I. The record is from RefSeq and is a predicted model, not a curated record. NCBI's taxonomy places the organism in Eukaryota, Metazoa, Chordata, Actinopteri, Cyprinodontiformes, Poeciliidae. Gene Ontology annotation, biological process: mitochondrial respiratory chain complex I assembly.
GACGACGGCAGCAGUAUAAAAGGCUCGGUCCGUCCUGCUCCGGUUUAAAAGUCGGAAAUGUGCGGCCGUUGAGGACACAGACAUCACAGGUCGAAUUACAUGGAAAGAAGAACGCAUUUUUUUUCCGAUCGCCAUCUUAUUUCUUCUUUUGAAGAUGAUUUCGAUUUCUUCACGUUAAGACUUGAUGAAAUGGUUGGUUUAUGAUGACAUCAUGCAGUUAGUAUUUGUGGGCGGGCUCUGAGCUGAGAGGGGAGAGGGGCGCAACCGGAGAGCACUAACGGCCAGGCGCCAUUAGGUAACAAUGUCACAUUAAUGUCCGUUUAGGAACAAAGCAUUCAUAUGAAUUACCUUUUAAAACAGCUAUGUCGGUAACGUGUUGUGUCUACACAAAAUAUACGAGAUAGCUGUCAAAUCAUGAGAUGUAGCCUUCUUUUUAUUUGGUGAAGAUGGAUCUCGACCUAAAACAAGAUGGCGUCGAUUUUUUUUUUUUCCCCCCAAUUAGGGCGGCGGCGCCGUGCGCGUUCUCGAAACAAUGUUAUUUCCUGUUUUCGUGCUGGAUUGUUCUUAAACGAAAGACCUCAGACCGAGAGGUUGAUCUUGACUUUAUGACUUGGCUUUUUAGGGGUUUUUUUUCCUAAGCUGUGCUGGUGGAGAAGAUGAAUAUUUUCUCUGAUUUGGGGAAAGUCCAACACACGACAGCAAACAUUAAAUCAUCCCAGCAGUUCCAGAUUUAUGUUACACAAACACCAAAUUUUUCCCUUAACGAUGUCAAAGAUAGUUGGAACAUACAGAACAGACACCAUAUUCACUUUAAAAUAUUAGUUUAACUUUAGCCCCAUCUAGCGGAUAAGAUAAGUGAUUACUGAUAAUGUUGGCAAUGAAAAUCUUAAAUUAGGUAUAAUUUUAAAAUGACAUCUAUGAUUUAAUUAAAAUUUCCAGUCCAUAUCCUCUUUAAACAGGGAAAAUAAUAGUUUUUUAUUUUAUUUUGACUGCUCCUUGAUGGAGGUGUAGUUUCUAAUUUUUCAGUUUAAUCUCAGCAUCUGAGGUCACUUCAAAUGGAAUAAGCCAUUUUACUCACAUUUGUAUAAUAAGACAACAACAAGAAUAACCUUAAAUAAGGUGAUGUCAACAAUUUAUUUUGAACAAUUAGUGACUCAAUUAGACAGAAUAGAUUUCAGGAAUGCUGGGUUUAUUACUCCGGUACCCAGGACUGAAUUUAGGAAGAUGUGGGCCCUAACAAAAUUAUUUUUACUUAUGCAACUUACAGUAGAUUGAUCAUUAAGUAGGCCCUUUAUGAAGUUAGACCCAGUUAUACAGGUUUGUUUCAUCCAAACAUUCUCCACCAUUAGGUUUUUAAGACAGCAUAAAGAGGAGUAAACUUUUGCCAAAAUAAUUAAGAAAUUUUGAGGUUAAUCUCAGAUUUUCUACAAUAAACAUGGGAGGGUUUUUUUUAGGUUGAAAGGUUGACAAUUAGCUAGAAAAAAACUCAAAUUUUGAGAUGAAUCUUUCCGCAACAAAAAACGGAUAUUUCUGAGUUUGAAAAGUUGAAAAUUUACUAGGACAAAAGCUCUUACUAAUCCUUCUUUUCAAUCUGCAGUGGCCCCAAUACGCCAUCGAAGGCAUUAUAUUUUUAUCCCAACGUUGUGAAAAAUAAGUUGUUUUUUUUUACAGCAAAAGCUGUUUUUCCCCUGUUGACCGACAGAGGGCGCUGUGUUAACCGAAUCCACAAACGGUGACGUCAAUUCCUGUCCAAUCGGAGCUGACGUUGUUCUGAGGUCGUUUAUUGACCAGACAGGGAAGGUGACUUCGGGAGCAUUUAGUCCACAUCAAACCCCUUCCUGGACGGGGUUUUAAUCUAUUAUCGAUCAUGUCUUCCUUUGGAAGGGCGAUCGGAGUCCUGCGGGCCGGAACCGGGCUGCUUAGGCCCGGCCCAGGACGGAUAACCAGCAGAAAGGCCAGCGGCGGACCGCACAUUGAGCCGCAGUACAGACAGUAUCCGCAGUUAACCAAGAAGCAAAAGUUCGAGUCGGAGUUCCUCAGCGGGGCUAUGUGGUUCUGGAUCCUCUGGCACUGCUGGCACGACCCAGAUGCGAUCCUGGGUCACUUCCCCUGGCCUGACGCCUCCAGGUGGACAGACGAGGAGCUCGGCAUCCCGCCGGAUGACGAGGAGUAAGAUGACAACAAACUGAAGCAGUUUUGCGAGAAAUCCUGCAGAUGUUCUGAAGUCGUCGUUGUACAUAUAAUAAAGUUAUCUUUAAGUUACA